UCUUGUUCGACUUGUGGCAGACAUAUUCUGGAAACAAAUUUGAGGAAAUAACUUAGCAAGAUUUAAUUCAGGUACUGCUAUUUUUAGGGUAAAAUUAUCACAAGAACGUUAUUUUUAUUAUGAUUAUUAUUUUCAUUCCCUCACUUUUCCUUAUUAAUAGAUUUUGAACUAAGCAUGUCAACAAGGAGGAUGUUCAUUGAUUAUCUAAUACCUCUCUGCAAAGUUUAGAUAUUAAUUUAUGCAACAUAAUUUUCUAAAAAAUAGCACUUUACAAACAUUGACAGAAAGAACGAAGUAUUUUUUUAAUUUAGCAUAUAACUAUACCUGCAAGUUCUCUUGUAGGUCAGACAUCAUACUUCCCACCUCAUAGAUGAAUUCCACUUCGAGAAUAUUGGAUCUGCCUCCUCCUCCCGGAACAGAAGACAUCGAGUUAGGACCUUUGGACAAACCUGCCAAACCACCAGAGGGAGAGAAAUUGGAGGUAAAAUUGGAAGCUAUUGAAAAAGAUACAGAUACUAAGAAAGACAUGGACAUUUAUAAACCAAAGGAACGUCCUAUAGACCGAAUUAAUCCAUAUUUAAAAAAUCCUGAAUAUGUUGAAUAUGAAAGGAAACAUUUAGAGCGUAGGUAUAGAAAUAGGUCCCGGAGCUACUCAAGAGAAAGGCGUCACAAAAGAAGGUACUCAAGGUCAAGAUCUAGAGAUAGGUAUCGUCGAUCUAGGUCCCGUUCUCGACGAAGGAGGAGGAGAUACAGUUCAUCCAGAAGCCGUUCACCUUCUCCAUCAUAUCGUCGUUAUAAAUAUAGUAGAAGAAGAAGGUCUAGGUCAAGAUCUAUAAGUCGAAGUAGAUCAAAAAGUGUGUCAAAAUCACCACCAAAGUCUCAUAGAUCUAGAAGUCGUAAGGAUAAAAAAUCUCCACUGAGAAAAUCAUACAGUGAAGAAGAAGACGAAAAGCCUAUACCAGAUGCAGAUACAAAUGAAGUUGAUAUGAAACUUGACGAAGAAGAAGAAGAGGUGACCAAAGAUAAUGUUUUCAAAAAUGACGGAACUUUUCUAGAGAUGUUUAAAAAAAUGCAAGAACAGCAAAAGAAAGUAGAGGAAACUGCUCCUGUUCCGGAAACUUCCAAGAAAGUACUACCUGUUUUCGGUAAAAGACGUGGUGGUAAAGUUUUAAAAACUGGUUUAGUUCAAAAAGCAAAACCUCAAAAUGAAGAAGAAACUACUUCUCAAGAUGCUUGGUCAGUGUAUAUGAAAGAGGUUAGAAAAUAUAAAGAAGCCUGUUGUGAUGAUGAUUCAAAAACUAGGCCUCUCGUUAAAUGAAUAAUUAUUAAUUUUCAUAUUGUCGUUUCUACCUUGCUUUAAAUUAGAAUAUAAUUAAUAAUUUGGGUUAAGAUUAUUUUAAUAAAAGAAUAAUUCGAUUUGUAGGUAUACAUGUUUGUGUAGAUUUCUUUAAAGCACAUCAGGUUAUAUGUUUGUAAAGUGCUAUUAUUCUAUUUUGGAUUAAAGUAUUAAGUUUAAAUAUUUGGGUUUUUAGUAGACCUACUUGAAAUGAAUUAUAACAAAUAAAUUAUAAAUUUAAACAAAUUAAUGUUCUACAUAUAAUGUUUUAUUACAAGUGACGAAAGUAAUAUUUUUUGCAACCAAACAACUGUAUGGAAAAAGUGAAACACUAAAUUUUUUCUGCAACCCCGUUUACAUUAUAAUAAUAAGGGUUUCAGCAUUUAUGACAAUUUCAACUUAUAGUUCAACUAGUAACUAGAUGUUAUUAAAUCCUAUAAAAUAUUUAUGAUUUCAUUUUGCUUUUUGCUUAAACAAAUGUAAAUUGUACAAUUUGUUUUAUCAAUAAUUUGAUUUUAUUCUUUAAUCGUGGAAUGCUUCCAAGUUUCAACACUAGUAAAUACUAUUCUAUUUUGAUCUUCAUUAUACCAAAAAACAAACACAAUUAGAGGUUUGAAUAUCUCAGAAAAUUUUAAACACCGAUUAAAUGAAAAUAUACUUCUCUCUUGUGGAAAGUCCAAUUUUUUAUGAACUUUUUGCUUGAAGAGGGAGUAUACACUCAAUAUCUAUUGGGAUCUACUAUGCAAAUAAUCCAAAGCUUUUGAUAUGAGAUAAAUGAAUUAUUUUAAAAUUUGUUUAUGGUGUUAUGAAAAUAAAUCUCAUUUGAAUACAAGAUAUGCAUGUCAUCAUGAAUAUUAGAUUUCAAAAGUAUUCAACCGUCUGCCUUGAAUUUAGCUAAAUGUUCAAUUGAAAAUCAAAACUCAUUAGGAAAAUUCCAAAAAGUGUGUUUGUAUAGCAGAGACCUCAAAAAUCCCAGUGCGACGUUUCUAUCUUUUCUCACUUUUAAUGGAAAUCACGUUUUUGCUGGAAGUAAUUUAUUAUUAAAUUACUGCAGGAAAAAUUAUUUUGUGUUUAAUAAGUUUACUUACUCUACCCUUACAGAUAUGGGUUGUUUGUUUGUCUGUUCUUCGGUUUUCUCUUACUUCCUACAGCUUUCACAUCUAAGGAGGCUCUUCGGGGUCCUACUUUUUCCCUGUUUCCUCUAAGUAACGGAACUAGUUCAAAUAUAUUCUUAGUCACUUUCCUACAGGAUAUUCCACACUAUCAAACAAUUGUUCUACUACAAAUUCAUCCCCUAAAUAUCAGAGCUGGAUUUUCUUAAUAUGGCUAAUUUAGAUCAGUUUAAAGGCCGCUUAACAUGAUGCAGUACAACGUGUAAUGCAAUGCAAGACGCAAUAUUUCUUGAUCAAAAGCAACCAGAUCAGCUGACCGACGUAAAACUUAGCUCCGUUAUUUUCAUUGUUAAACUAUGUACAAAAUAUUAGUAAAAAUUUGAGGUUAGGAAUUUGUUUACUUUUACUGCUUACAGAGACUUGCAUACAAUUUCUUGUACUUUAUAUUGCAUUAUGUCUUAAUAUAUUUUCCAAAACCAGAAUUAUAAUGUAUGAAUAAGACACAUUUGGUUGGUAAAUAUUAUGCCGAAACAUAAAAUAAUGAACAAAUGGGUUAUAAUAAUGUAAAAUGAAUAUUUGUUUUAUUUUAUCAACAUUAUUUUCAAGGUAAGUGCAUUUUAUUAGUAACAAAAUAUUUAUGUAUCGGUUGUCAAAUGGUAAAAAAAAUUAAUGUACCGUGUCUAGAUGAAAUUAUCUAAAUUAUAAAAUGAAAUUAUAACUUUAACGAGAGCUACUCUGCUCUAUUUGAAUCAAGGUAAAACACAUCUUCGUCCAAAUGAAUUACUAAAUCUAAUUUGUUUUGGAAUAAAUGUAAUUUAUUUUCAGCCUGCAAUAAUUGUCUAUAGUAAGACUCUAAGUAACUAAAUAAGUUAAGUCUGUUCGUUCAUUAUAGCAUUAAUGACUUGAUUGGAUCAUUUCCAACAAUAUAGGAGCUGCUAGAAGUACAUAGCUCAACUACCCAACUUUAAAAUUAUAUCAAGGAAUCUUUAGAAAGCGGAAAUGAAGGUAAGUCCUCAGUAUUCAGAAAAUAUAAGUUUUUAGACCAAGUGUGGAUGGUAAUAAAUAAAAAUUCACCAAAUAGCAAUGAUGACCCAAGAAUUUGUAAACAUUAUUUGUUUUAAGACUAUUUAAAAAAUAAUAGUACAGAAUUGCAUAGAUAUUGAAACCACAAUUAUAGAGCUAACUGUGGCAACACAGAGUUAUAAAUGGCAACAACGAUGGACAGAAGAGAAAUCGGGCGAAUGGACGCGACGAAUAAUAAAAGACCUUAGACGGUGGACUGAAAGGAAGUUUGAAAAUGUGAACUUCUACAUUACCCAGCUUUCGACAGGACACGGCUAUUUCCGAGGGUAUAAACACCUGCGUGUCCGUAUGGUAGAAACGACUCAGAUGAUUCUACGUGUGUAACCACUUGAGGAUUUUGAAGGACACUGCUACUUCUGAAAGUAUCUUCACAAAAUGAGGAAAGUACAAACUCCUGAGUGUACGUAUUGUGGAAACGACUUAGAUGAUGCCGAACGCACGUUCUACGUGUAUAACCAUUAGAGGAGUUCGAGGGACACUGCUACUUCUGAAAGUAUCUUCAGAAAAUGAAGAGAGUACAAACUCCUGAGUGUACGUAUUGUGGAAACGACUCAGAUGAUGCCGAACGCACGUUCUUCGUGUGUAACCACUGGAGGAGUUCGAGUGAUACUGUUACUUCUGAAAGUAUCUUCACAAAAUGAGGAAAGUACAAACUUCUGAGUGUCCGUAUUGUGGAAGCGACUCAGAUGAUGCCGAACGCACGUUCUUCGUGUGUAACCACUUGAGGAUUUUGAAGGACACUGCUACUUCCGAAGGUAUCUUCACAAAAUGAGGAAAGUACAAACACCUGCGUGUACGUAUGGUAGAAACGACUCAAAUCAUGCCGAAUACACGUUUUUCGUGUGUAACCACUGGAGGAGUUCGAGGGACACUGCUACUUCUGAAAAUAUCUUCAGAAAAUGAAGAAAGUAUAAACUCCCGAGUGUACGUAUUAUGGAAACGACUCAAAUCAUGUCGAACGCACGUUCUUCGUGUGUAACAACUGGAGGGGUUUGAGAAAGGAAGUAGAGGAAACUGUCGGCAGCAUAAAUCCUGGUGAUGCUGCACAAGGUAGAAUGUUGCCAACUGGUGGCUAACUACACAGAGAAUAUUCUUAGGCAAAAGAAUGCAGACGGCUGCCUGGUAUAACGAUAUCAUAGAAAGUUAACAAAUGGGACAUCGUACACGGACAGACCUACCAACCAGGUGGCUCCCACAUAUCCAUCAGCUGGUGGAAUCCGUUACUUGGGUUCCGCAUCUCCUUAAAAAAACAGAGCUUAUAACAAUAUUAACUGUUCCAAAUAAUUAUUUAAAAGCAGUUCACAUUAUAAUAAUUUCAGAUGUGCUUAAAGUUAAUAAAUUACAGUUUUCAAUACUUUGCAGAGAGUAUUAAAUAAAAUGAACAUAAAUGAAACAUUAUUCGGAAGCCUCUUGAUGCAAUUGCAUCAAUACGAUUUAUUUCCCUCUCUGCUAAUAGAGAAACAACAGUGAAUUAAAAAUAAAUCUCACUACUCACGUAAAGUGGAGUGGGAAUCUAGUGGAGCAAUUGAAGGGGUAAGAACCAAAAGUUACUUGAUUAUUGUAAAAUCUGUGCAAACAUUUCGUAUAGUAUUUGUAUCUGACGGUACGUACAGUUUGCUUAAAUUUUUAACACUUUUCGAUACUCUCUGUUAAAUUCUGUAUUUUUUCAAAAAAUUGUCACUUGGACCCUUUUGGUUCAAGAUUUGUCUUACAAAAAUACAAAUUCUAUCAUCAAAUUAACUUUAUUUGAAUAGACAACAAAUUAUACGGCAUUCUUAAUCCUCAUAGUCGGAGUACAGUUCAAAUUGUUCAUCUUGAACAUUUUCUUCCACCCGUAUUUAUAUGGUUUAUAUUUUUUGAUGGGCAAGGUUUUGAUGAAAGGUGUGAUGUAUCGGUGAAAUAAAAGGCAAGAGCUGAAUAAGAUUCUUCCACUUUGCGUACGCUAUUUUCAAGGGGGCUGCAUAAAGACGUUCGUUUAAAUUAUCCAGAGAUUCAUUUGGUCUACCUGCUUUAAGUGAAGAACGCGUCUCAGAAGUCAGAAUAUAAAGCAGGAAAAUUUGGAUUUCUCGUUAUAUGGAAAAUGAAGAAUAAAAAUUCACGUUUGUACUCAAACCACACAAUGUCUCGCCAUUUUAAACGUUGUUUUUCAUUGUCUUUUUUGGAUCACACAUGACCUCAUGAAGGUAAUCAAAAUCAUUUUAUUCCAUGUUAUAUACCUCAAAGUUUUUGGAACUUUUCUUUAUCAAGUCCUUCCAACGUUCUGGAAUGCUUAAUGCCUGUUUUUUUAGCUUUGCUCUAUUCGAGCAAAAUAACGGUCGCAUUCCAUAUAGGAAUGUCCUGGCUCAAAUAACUUGUGAUUUGUGACUUAAAAUAAUAGAUUCAACCAAAAACAUUAACAAUUUGGCAAUAUUUUUAUUUUUGUUUUGCCUACCGCAUUGGUCACUGUAACAAAUUAGUUCUUCGACAGUUGGUACCAAAUUUUUUAUGAACUGAAACAAAAAAAAAUAAA
This is a messenger RNA of Diorhabda sublineata, 6040 nucleotides long. Its product is annotated as CLK4-associating serine/arginine rich protein-like. The record is from RefSeq and is a predicted model, not a curated record. The transcript has a single exon. Gene Ontology annotation, molecular function: 3'-5' exonuclease activity; 5'-3' exonuclease activity. Bases 371 to 1318 code for a protein of 315 amino acids. NCBI's taxonomy places the organism in Eukaryota, Metazoa, Arthropoda, Insecta, Coleoptera, Chrysomelidae.